Molecule: messenger RNA, 210 nt
Organism: Parnassius apollo (apollo)
Lineage: Eukaryota; Metazoa; Arthropoda; Insecta; Lepidoptera; Papilionidae
Source: the annotation of a GenBank genome assembly
AUGUCAAUUCUUGAGGCAUCUAACUUAUACAAAAACUUGUCUGUUAACGAUGACGUGGAUGAAGAGAAUCACGUGAAUGUUAGUAGUCAGUCAAUCGAUACGGAACAAGAAAGCUCAGAAAGUGAUGACGAUAAUGUCCCGCUGAGUGAAAUUAGAAUGGAGUUGCAAUCCAGCGCGUCUUCGUCGCAACAAGAGCCUGAAAGCUCUUAA